UGAAGAGUAAAUUAGCAGCAUACACUGAUUUAUUUUACUCUUUGGCAUAAGUAACAUUGUAGAGAGAAGCUUUGCUACCUAUGUCCACCGUCAUACGAUUUCCCAUUUGUUCGACUUGUCAUUUGAAUGUUUACUUCAAGUAGAAAUCAAACUCCCCAACUUGGAUAAUCCCUAAAAUGAGAAUGCCGAUUUCCUAAAUGAAUCGAUUUUUAGCAGGUAACCUAGAAAUGUUAUAAAGUAUCAGUCAAAUGUUAUUUCAUCCACAUUAUUGAAUGGAGAAUGCAUAACACCAUUCUACAGUUAUGUUUCAAAACGCGUUCGUUUUGAAGUGACUUGUUGAUGAACAAAGGGCUCCAUAAAAAUUUACUCAAUAUGGCCACUAACAACAAUCAGAAUGGAUGGAUAAGCGGGCUUAAUUAUUGUGCCCCCUUAUCUACUGUUCAGGAACAGCAAACAGGAACAUCAGAGAUUAAUCAGUAUGAACAACUAGACAGACCAAAUACUGGAUGCAACACAUUGAAGAGAAAUCCCAAGAUGGAACUUUCGAAGACAGAUUUAUUGAAACUUGUCACAUAUUUCGAGGGUGAAAUUCAAGCUCGUGAUAUUGUAAUUGCUGCUUUGAAAUCUGAAAAAUUGAAGCAGAUUGUGAACUUGGGACGUUAUAAACCUGCUGUUAUGAAUGAUCCUUAUACAGCAUUAUUGAGGGACAGUAUUGCCGAUGGACCCAAUGCUAAAGCACCAGUAAGUGAAAGGGAUAUGACUGCUGCGGCAGAGCAACAACUGCAAGCCCUUGAGCAGCUGGCUCUUCAACAAAGAAGAGCCCACCAGCACAUGAUUAAUAUUCUGAAAGAAGCUGAAGCUAAGCAUAAAAAAGUUAUUCAAGAACUAGAGGAAGAGAAAUGUAAGCAUGAACAUGAUACUGCACAAGGCGACGAUAUAACUUAUGGUUUAGAAAUGGAAAGAACAAGGCUGAGACAGGAACUAGAACUGGAGAGAAAUGGACGAAAAAAAUUAGAGAAAGAGCUUAAAAGGCAGCUUGAAAUGGCAGAUGAAGAGAGGGCUAGGCAGAAACAAAUAGUUUUGCUUUUAUUGGCAGAAAGAAAAAAAAUUAUAGUAAAAUAUAUUGAAGAAAGAAAACGAAGUGAAGAUUUGGCACAAAUAUUAUCAGAAGAAAAGUCAAGAAAUGAUACCAUGGCUGAAGGUUUAGAAGAAGAAAGUAAGAAAUCUCUUCAAAUGGAAGCCGAACUAGAAAAGCAAGGACAUGUCUUCGAAGCAGAUAGAAGGUCCUUAAAAUCUCAGUUAGCUUUGAAAGAAGCUAGGUGCUUAGAAUUAGAGGCGGAAAUUAAAAAACUCAAAUCUGAUUGUGAAGCAAUUCGUACUAGAACAAACAUCUCCUGUGAUACAGCUUCUGCAAUGAUAAGUAGUAUAGCCAAGGUUGUUCAACCCACUGCCACUGUAUCCAGUGUUCCAGUGUCGGGACCAAGUAAGUCAGAAGAAGUGUUUGUGUCAACAGGAAUUGCACAAUCUGUUAUACCAGGCCAAGUACUUCGGCAGACAGCUGUAGCACCUGUAAUACCUGCUACCAAGUUGGCAACACAAAGUUCAAUAAGCGCUGCUACCUCACAGGGCACAGUCAGCCGGACUCAAGGAAAAUUAAGUUUUCAAUAUCAAUCAAAUGUACCUCAAACUCCACCCAAAAAGGGUAGUUUAGCGGCUAGAGGCGUGCCACCUCCAAUACCUCCCAACAAACCAGUGAUACCAAUAAAACAGGCCACUCCUAGAAGACCAGAAACGGCAGCUGAUGUUGAGAAAAAAAAGGUCGCAGGCCAGGUUAAGGAAGAUCAUAACGAUAGGUCUUCUGAGAAAAGUCAGAUGGGUUGAGUAGAGACGUGGAAUAUGAUGGCGGAUAAUCUCGAAUGAAUUUCACGAAGUCAGUGACUUAUCUUGAAAAAUCAGCAAGUUAAGUUUGUUGUAGACUAUUGCAUUCUUUUAUGUCUUUAAUUUUUUCAAUCAAGAACUCUCAUGAUCAAUGAUGUUAUAAAACUUCUCAAUUUCCAUCUGUCUGUGAUAUUUAUUUCUCAUUUUUUCGCUGACCAAAUAAUGAAAUGUUUGAAUUUUUUUUUUUUUUCAUAAAUGAACUGUUAUCAUGCAAUGAUAAUUCGAAUGUAGGUAAUAUUGAAAAUAGCUUCUUAUUCUGGGUUGCUAGUUAUCAAAAAUAAAAUCACUGUAAAUAUACAAUCAAGCUUUCUUAGCAGAAGUCCUGGUGUUCAAUUAGUGAUGCAGCAGAAAUGCCAUGAUUAAAUUUUUGUUUUGAAUGCUUUCUAGUUUCCAGCAGAUCUCCAUAAGAUUCCCAUUAUUGAAUCAAUAUCGAGAUCUUUCAUUUAAAAUUUUCAAUUUUGGCAUUCAUUUACAAUUUUUUCGAAUCUGAAAUGGCACAAAUGCAACGGAAGAUAGAACAAAAUUGUCUACUGAUCCUGGAAAAAAUGAGUUCAGGUAGCUGAAGGCAUUUCGAUCUAAAAAUUAUUAGACGCUAGCAGAGAACUGCCAAACGAUAACGAUUCUAUAAUUGAUAUUUCAUUAGUAUCAUUUUCAAUCAGCUGCCAAGUUCCUUGAUAAUAAUUUUGAAAUUUUUAAGUGGGAAACUUGUCAAUGAUGACGGUCUUGAGAGUAGAAAAUAUAUUUACUAAUAGCAGUUUUGUAGAUAUAAGUUUAGAAUCAGCUUUCAAUGCUCUAAAUAUCAAUUCGAGAUUACCUUAGCUCUAGAGGUCAUUUUAGCUUACCAUCACCAGAUAUAAUAAGGUGUGGAUGUAGUUAAUGACACAAAUUAAUCUGAAGAAAAUAAAUGUUGAUUUUUCAAAAAAAAAAACCUAGAUGAAGCCAUUAGGGAAAAUAUUAAUCUAGGAAUGGGUAAAAUAUUUUGAGCAGCACUAUUGGAUAAGUUAAAAAGUCUUUAGUUCAUGUCAAUCUGUCUUAUUUCCAUAUCGUUAGUUCAGUUUUGAAAAGUCUCACCACAAAUUAUUAAGUAUGUUCCAAUAAUAUAGACAAAACAAGAUAAUUCAUAAGGUAUCUUAAAAUCCGUCUAGUCAACUUAAUAAGCAACAAAUAUAGCCUAAACAAAAGGUAAAAGCAAUUAUUUGAAUACUCCAGUUAUGUAAUGUAACUUUCUUGGGGUUGUGCUUUACUCAUUCAUGAAAAUAUAUAGUUUUCUAUUCACUAUAACAAGUUAAGCAAUAAAAUGAAAAACCAAUAUAGGACAACAAUCCUUUGGUAUCAUGUGGAACCAUGAAUUUUUUGAAUUUUUAGGUUAUAAGUAGGAUUCUAUUUCUUGAUUUGUCCAGUUUUUGUUGUAUGUACCUGGCUUUAGUAUCUUACAUGAGUCUCAAUGAAAAUGUGCCUUAUACUUGGAAUAUCUCAGUACAUUAUUAGACAUAUUUUUGUUAAUCCAAUUACUAACAUUGAAUAAUCAUGUUGAUGCAUUGUUGAGAAGUAAAUUUUGAGAUAUUGCAGGAAAAAAACUUUUUGCACACCAGUAUUAACUCCUGGAAAUGUUUGGGACAUCAAGUUUCUAAAAUGGUCUGGUGGUAGAUGACAAUUAUCGAAAUGGAAUCAAUUCCUGAUAAAUCAAUAAAACCAACAUGGAAUAUAGCCAAAUGGGAGCUUGGUUUUUAUUUACAAAGACGAAAAUAACUAUUUCGAAUGAAUUUUGAUUUGGUUAAUUCAAGGGGACUUUAUAUUCAAACUUCAUUGACGAAUCAGUUUUCUCUUCCCUUCUAAUGUGAAUUAUUCCUUCCAUGAAUCCCUCAUUUGGCGUUUUGAGAUUUUCUAUUAGGUACUGAAUCUUAAUCUUUCUGGACGACGUUGAAAGAAAGCGUUCAUAAUUUGACUAUUGUUGUGAUCAGAUGUAUAUAAACUUCGGUUUUUCUUCAUUAUCAAAUGAAAAUAAUUUUGAAGUACUUAAUGCAAUUGACGAAGUAUGCAGAAAAUGGAAAUCAUGAGCUUCCCUUUUCUAAGUAGUAAAAUUUCCGAUUGAUGUGUCGCCUAUAAACUUUAUGUCCUGUGUAUUAGAUUGCAUACCCUUAUCAGUCUGUUAGUACACUUGCCGUACCUAAACAUGGGCUAUGUGUAGAUAGUUACACACUGAGUUAUUUUCGCAUAAUUUUAUGAAUUUUUGCGAGACAUCUGGAUCUCAAGCAGAUAUUUUAAUCAAUGAACUCAAAAAAAUGGAACAUGACACAUUGAAAAAAGAAUCUAUUAUUGUCAACAAAAUUGUGAUAUUUAUUUGAUGUAUUGAAUUAUUUCUACUUCUUGUUCGAAUAUAGGAAUAAAAAUUGUACUGCUAUUUAUUUUCGUGGAUUGUUCUGUAAUGAGAAUAUACCUAUGUAGUCUUUAAUUAUAUAAACAUUUUGUGUUCAAUAUUGAAGCGUCGGAUGAUUUUACAUUUAAUUUGAUAGAGUGUAUUUAUUACUGUCAGAAUUGAAAUGAAUACAAAUAUUGUAGAA
Molecule: messenger RNA, 4499 nt
Organism: Coccinella septempunctata (seven-spotted ladybird)
Lineage: Eukaryota; Metazoa; Arthropoda; Insecta; Coleoptera; Coccinellidae
Gene: Naus
Product: CTTNBP2 N-terminal-like protein
Exons: 9
Coding region: 340-1881 (513 amino acids)
Source: RefSeq, a predicted model, not a curated record